AAUGUUUAAUUGUUUUCCUACCAUCCAGUGACAUUAUGUCUGUAAAGGAGGCCACAGUGCUGACAAAGACAAAGCCCCUGCUGCUCUCUCAUGAGGCUCAAUGCAUCUCAAACGUAUUGAAAAACUGCAUCCGUCAAGUUGAGAUUGCAGCUACUCUGCCUGCUGUCCUCCAGUUAAACAGUGUGUCCAGUGUUGUCGUGAACAAGGAAUUGAGUCGGGCAAUUAAAGAGCAUCAACUAUUGGAUGGAAGAAUGAAGACACUUGAUGGUCUCAAGCAGAUGUCAGAUGGGGAACAAGAGGGAGAAGUUGGGAAAGCAAGGGCUCAGCUUGAGAAGGACAUCAAGAACUCUGUCAGGGAUCUGCUCAGAGCGGCCCGAGGCCAUGCAGAUGUCAUGUGUGCUUUGAGGGCAGAGCUAGGUAUGCAAGUAGGGGAAAGUGAGAGCAUGCUAAUUAAAGGACUUGAGAAGUUUCAUAGCCAGGUAGUAGAAAAGUUGCUGACCAGUCCGGAUGAUGAGCUCCAGCAUGUUCUCUACAAGCGGGUGUAUUCAAUACACUCCCACAAUCUGGAGAAAAUAGCAACAGAGGGAGUCGCAGUAGCCACAGACAUGAUGGAAAUAGAUGCACAGAUUUCUCAGGGUAAUGAUACAAUAAAACAAUUGCAGCGUUCUCUGAUAGGGAACAGACAAGAACCGGAUGUGCCACAUCUUGCCGAGAAGCUGAGCCAGUCACAUGUCAAGUCGUCAAAGAUAAGGCAGACCAGUAUACAACAAGAGAUCGCUCAACUGAACAGUCAGCUUAACAGUUUGAUCCUUAAAAACAGGGAGGUGGAGAGAGAAAUUCAAGAGAAAAAUGAAAAGGUGAAGACAGAAAUUGAAGACUUGCUCCAAACCUUUGACAAUGAAAUGGAAGAAAUGCAGUCCAACCUGGAGUUGAAAGUAGUGGAUUAUGAAAGGGAGGAGGAGGAGCUGAGGAAGCUGGAGAAACCCUUUUCUGUCCUGGAGGUGGAGUGCAACCAGAUCCAGGAGAAGCGUCGGCUAGCAGGUGAGAAGAGAAGGGAGGAGAUGAGGGAGCUGGAGUUAAAGACCAAAGCUGCUAUUUUAGCCCAAGCCUGGUGGAGAGGCCACAGCACUCGCAAGUCCUUAAAGAACAAGGCCAAAGGCAAGAAGGCCAAAAAAGGCGAGAAGGCCAAAAAAGGCGGAAAGACCAGGAAACCCUGA
Messenger RNA from Cyclopterus lumpus (lumpfish), 1217 nucleotides. It is a transcript of the gene drc10, whose product is annotated as IQ motif containing D. The transcript is spliced from 4 exons. Lineage: Eukaryota; Metazoa; Chordata; Actinopteri; Perciformes; Cyclopteridae. Gene Ontology annotation, molecular function: protein binding. The record is from RefSeq and is a predicted model, not a curated record. The coding region runs from base 36 to 1217 and encodes 393 amino acids.